CCAUGGCCCGGCGGGGCACAGGGCCGAGCGUCCCGGGAGCGCCCGGAGGCGUCGGGCUGGGGCUGCUGCUGCUGCUGCUGCUGGGGCUGCAGUUAAUGCUGCUCCCGGGACCAGCUCUGGGCUUCGGGGACGAGGAGGAGCGGCGCUGCGACCCCAUCCGCAUCUCCAUGUGCCAGAACCUCGGCUACAACGUGACCAAGAUGCCCAACCUGGUGGGGCACGAGCUGCAGACGGACGCCGAGCUGCAGCUGACAACUUUCACGCCGCUCAUCCAGUACGGCUGCUCCAGCCAGCUGCAGUUCUUCCUUUGUUCAGUUUAUGUGCCGAUGUGCACAGAGAAGAUCAACAUCCCCAUCGGCCCUUGCGGUGGCAUGUGUCUUUCAGUCAAGAGACGCUGUGAACCCGUCUUGAAAGAGUUUGGAUUUGCCUGGCCAGAGAGCUUGAACUGCAGCAAAUUCCCGCCUCAGAAUGACCACAACCACAUGUGCAUGGAAGGGCCUGGCGAUGAAGAAAUCCCCUUACCUCACAAAACCCCCAUUCAGCCUGGGGAAGAGUGUCACUCUGUGGGAACCAAUUCUGAUCAGUACAUCUGGGUGAAGAGGAGUCUGAACUGUGUUCUCAAGUGUGGCUACGAUGCUGGCUUGUACAGCCGCUCUGCUAAGGAGUUCACUGACAUUUGGAUGGCGGUGUGGGCUAGCCUGUGCUUCAUCUCCACCGCCUUCACUGUGCUGACCUUCCUGAUCGAUUCUUCCAGGUUUUCUUACCCUGAGCGCCCCAUCAUAUUCCUCAGUAUGUGCUAUAAUAUUUAUAGCAUUGCUUAUAUUGUUAGGCUGACCGUAGGCCGGGAAAGGAUAUCCUGUGAUUUUGAAGAGGCAGCAGAACCCGUUCUCAUCCAAGAAGGACUUAAGAACACAGGAUGUGCAAUAAUUUUCUUGCUGAUGUACUUUUUUGGAAUGGCCAGCUCCAUUUGGUGGGUUAUUCUGACACUCACUUGGUUUUUGGCAGCGGGACUCAAAUGGGGUCAUGAAGCGAUCGAAAUGCACAGCUCCUAUUUCCACAUCGCAGCCUGGGCCAUCCCUGCCGUGAAAACGAUUGUCAUCUUGAUUAUGAGACUAGUGGACGCAGAUGAACUGACUGGCCUGUGUUAUGUCGGGAACCAGAACCUCGAUGCCCUUACUGGCUUUGUGGUGGCCCCUCUCUUUACUUAUUUGGUGAUCGGAACCUUGUUCAUUGCGGCAGGUUUGGUAGCCUUAUUCAAAAUUCGGUCAAAUCUUCAAAAGGAUGGGACAAAGACAGACAAGUUGGAAAGGCUGAUGGUCAAGAUUGGGGUCUUCUCAGUACUGUACACAGUUCCUGCCACCUGUGUGAUUGCCUGUUAUUUCUAUGAAAUCUCCAACUGGGCACUCUUCCGGUAUUCUGCAGAUGACUCAAAUAUGGCAGUUGAAAUGUUGAAAAUUUUUAUGUCUUUGCUCGUGGGCAUUACUUCAGGCAUGUGGAUCUGGUCUGCCAAAACUCUGCACACGUGGCAAAAGUGUUCUAACAGAUUAGUGAAUUCUGGGAAGGUAAAGCGAGAGAAGAGGGGGAAUGGGUGGGUAAAGCCUGGGAAAGGCAAUGAAACUGUGGUGUAAGAUGAGCUUGCCUCCACACUGUCCUCCUCCUAAAGGGGUGAACGCAGUGUUUCUGUAGAAAUGCUGCAACAAGUUUUCUUCAGUGAAGCUCAGUUUGAACUGAGUGGCAGCACUUCAGCGGCUCCUGUCAGCCUGGCACCAUAAAAACCAAUGAUUUUGCUGCAGACUUUGGAACGAUCCUAGGUGGAAAAGCCAGUUAGAGGCUUUUGAAGCUGUGAGAAAUCAGAAAGUUGAUCACUUUAGCAGGUCACAGCUCAGAGUGUGAAGGUCCUACCUAGCUAGAUUCCAAGAGGUCUGGGGCAGUGCUAUUUUCCCCUACCAGGUGGGAUUGAAACUGUGAGUUGGUAGCUUGCAGGGAGAAAGAAUAAUUUCUUUAAAAUUCUUUUGAAUUUUAAAUAGUAACUAAGUCUUUCAGAUAGCAAAAUGAUCUAUAAACACUGGAAAUGCUGGGUUCAGAGAAGUGUUACAGAGUUUUAUAGUUUGGCUGAUCUAACAUAAACAUCUUCUGUUUAGAACUUUGUGGAUUGUACUCCCAGGAGGUGGUGUCAAAACCUUUCAGUGCCUUUGUCAUAAAACAGCAUUGUUUGAACAAACAGAAGUACUGUACUAACACACGUAAGGGUUCCGAUGGAUUUUUAUUCUCCUGCUCUUAGAUUUCAACAUCCCUAUUCUAGGUCGCUGCUGUUUUCUUCACUUUACACUAAUGAAAAAAGAAAGAAAGAAAGAAAGAAAGAAAGAAAGGUAUUUUUAUAGGAAUUUUUUGCACUGCAGCAUGCCUAUGAGGGAAAAGGAAAGGUGGUUCACUUUCUGACAAUCACUUAGUUCAGAGGAAAAUGAGAUUUACUAAGGUGACUUACCUUUCCGACCCCAGAGACCUAUUGCAUUAAGCAAUGAGGCCUUAAUAUAUUUUACCUUGUGUGAUUGCAUCUAUGCAGACGCCAGUCUGGAAGAGCUGAAAUGUUACAUUUCUUGGCAACUUUGCAUUCACACAGAUUAACUGUGUAAUUUGUGUGUGUCAAUUACAAUUAAGAGCACAUUCUUGGACCAUGACAUAGUCUACUCAAUUGACUUUAAAACUAUGGUCAACUUGCAUUCUUAGAGUAAUAGUGCCUUUUCCCCUAGCAUAAGAAUGUUAUCAGAGUUUGGCCUACUUGCCACAAUGGAGACUUAUUCAAAUUCGUAAAGGGAAGCAAGGACUGGCUAAUCCAAAUACUUGGUGCAUAAUUGUUCCCUAGUAAUUGGCAAAGGCUCUUUAUAAGAUUUCAUUGGAGGCCGUGUGGCCUGGAGUAUUUAUGUGGUGCUUAAUGAAUCUCUAGAAUGCCAGCCAGAAGCUGGAUUGGUUAACAGGGCAUAAAGUGGAGACCAUAUGAAAUGAACUGCAAAGUCUAACAGCGCAGGUCUUAAUUGCCUUUGCUGAGGUAUCCAAAGCUUUUAAAAUUUAUGCUUUAAGUUCCUCACGAGGGGGUACCCCCUAGCAACCUAUCAGAAGUCACAGUUCUUUUUACAAUCCUAACUGGCCUUUCUCUUAACCUGCCUUAGGCUUUGCAGUUGCCAGAUCUCUGGGACACACUGUUGUCCACUUCACAGGUUGCUCUCUGUAUAAUUCAUAUCUAUUUGCUUCAGCAGCUGCUUUGCAGAUCUCAUUAUUUAUUAAUUCAUGACUUUUAUUUUUAUAAGAAGCUUCUUUAUGUUUUCCCCAUCACACUUUGUGGAGGAACAUUUCUAGGGACUCAAUAUUCCAAAUAGGCAAUCAAAAAAAUAGGUGAUUGAAUUCUGGAAAUAAAGAUAUAUUUAUUUAUUUGUUUUUGGUUUGAACUUUAUGUCCAUGUUUUGUUUUCCCUUCUUUGCUCCUUAUUUUUGCAUGUUAUUGAGCUGUCUUGAGAUCAAGAUGCAUAUAAAACGCAUUGUGCAUUUGGAAGGGAACGUUUGGGACUUUUGACAUAGAAGCCAAUGGCUGUGGGUGGCAGCCCCCACCGAUGUGUGCAUUCUGAGUACCUGGGCUUGACUAGGCUUCAGGAGCAUGAGAACUGAGCCCUAAAAGAAAUGGCUUAAUUCCUGAGACUAUGUUGUCUACGAAAUGUAAAAUGUGAACGCCUGUGCUGCUUGCAGACAGUUCCCAUAGCUGUGCAGGGCCCUGGAGCAUGCACCCAGGGGCAGAGCCUGCCCUUACUCACGCUCUGCUCUGGUGUCUUGGGAGUUGUGCAGAUUCUGGCCCAGAAAAGAGAAGGAGGACCAUACAUACAGGAGAGGACUGGCGUUGUUGUGUGGGGGUUAGUAAUAUAAUUCUCUGUGUAAUGCUUCAGUGAUUGUGUGACCAAGCCAGCACCCGGCAACCGGCCGGGUAAGAAGAGGUGCUCAGUGAGUGUGCACAUGAUGAGAUAGUAAUCAUCACAAUAUCAAGCAUGUGGGUGAAACUGGAGUUCUGGAGCUAGUAUCCAGACAACCAUAGUGGGCUUGACAGUCUGCUCACUAGUCUCUUGCCUUUUCAGGAGUAGGCACAUUCAACUGGGUUCCACCAGGGAGUUACAGGCCUUUCCUUGCACAUUCCAGACAAUGGAGAAUGUUUAUUGUUUCAGGAAAGAACCUGGCAGGGGAGUCUGUUGCCAGUGACCUUCAUACAUCUCCAUCACCUCUUAAAUGGGUAUUUGUUUAAAAUAUAGAAAGGUCAGUUACCAGCGGCUGUAGGUAUUGAAUACCAGCAGUGUCUGAAGUCCCGUGUCAGGUGCUCCAGGGGAGGUGAACCGUGCUCUCGUGGAUGGGAGGUGGUAUGCAACUGGGUCUCCUGACAUUUGCUGUUGCGUUUGUGAGGGUGCAUCUGCCUCUGGAAUUCACAUCUGUUUCACUGUUUCCUUCCACCAGCUUCUUCCAGGGCCUUUCUACCUUUAAUACAUUUCUUUUCCGGGAUUGCUUCCAAAUCAGUGACAGAAAGCGUAACCUCUGCUCCAUGGCAGUCUCCCUAGAAAUCCCCUAGGAAGACUGAGAAUAAGCUUUAAGGAAAUGAACUCCCACAUCUACGAAGGCUUUGAGAACAGCCAAAUCUGGACUUUGGGUGUUCCCUGGGACUUACGUGCAUUUAUUUGAGGACAGAGUCUUGUUGGGGGGGGUGAGGGAUAGGUUUGUUUUUCUUUCUGCGUAAUCUAGAGUAAGCAGAUAUGAUGGUAACUUUCUAUUAAAAUCCCUAAACCCCUCCCUGGAGAUUUUAUUAAACAGGGCCAAGAGUACCUCUCUCCAACUUCCUUUCUGGCAAACUCCUUUGUCCUGCUUCAUAAAUGCCAAACCUCAGGGCAGAGGAGUGUGGUGUCGGAUGGAAGUGGCCAGAACCGUCUGGUUGGGCUACUUGGUUGAUUCAUAUCUUUCUUCCUUUAUGGAGACCCAUUUCCUGGUUGCUGAGAUGGCUUCUGAGCUGGCAUCUUGCCCAGAGGCCUGAAACCAGAGAAGGGGUGACACUUCAUUUCCUGAGACACUCUUGAGACUUUCCUUUCCCCAUCAUUCCCUCACUUGCACUCCCUAAACCCCAGAACCUUGGAAACUUCCUUAUUAGAUUCUAAACUGCGAUGUCAAGUGCCCUCAGCUGUGGAGUCAGCCUCCUGGUCUCAAAACUAAGUACUUUUUGUGUUGAGUCCCAUCUUGACCAGAAGACACUCAGAUGACAUAAUAUCCUUGCUCUGGCAGGUACAAUUCAAAGGGAUGUCACCAGGGUGAUACAGACUUGGGCUUCUGGUGAGGGGACCACAGAAGUAGUUAGGAAAGGGAGCACAGAGUAUAGACUUGGGAAGGGACCAGGGAUCAGAUACUGGGCCCUGAAAUCGUGGCUGGAGUUUAUUUCACUGGUGCCUGGAUAGAGCUCUCUGUUGCUGCCCUUUGCCAAGCUUGAGUGCAGUAACAGCAUGCUUGAAAGUACCAGAGGGAAGUAUGCCACAGAUCCUCCUGACAUGCCUUUUCCCCUGGUGAGCCCAUUUGCCCUCCCCUAGUUUGGUUCUGUUUCUCACUUUCCUUCCCCUUGUUGUAGCAGCCAGUCCCUAUUAUUUACCCAAGCAAUAAGUAGAGGACCUUUUUGGAGUCAUGUGAGCCACAUUCUCUGAGUUGUGUGUCUCCUUGAUCUGCAGUAUUCAGUACAUGACCACUGUCAUCCUAGACAGUUUCUAAGCAGAACACUGAGAGCAGCUCUGUCCCACAAAGGUUGGCUCCAUCUUCUCUCCUAGGCACUGUGCAAGUUUCCAAAUCCUGAAAAUGUAAUCAGGCCCUGGCUCGGCUAUGGGCAUGUCAAGGACGAUAAGCUGUUUCCUAGAUCUUUCUCAGUGUGGCAUCUAGGUGGUUCUGAAUUUCUUCUACCUCACAGGGACGUUGUGAGGCUUUAGAGCUCUUCAUCAGAACGAUGGGCUGAGUAUGAGGUGCAGCAGAUAAAAAGAUCCACUAUGAUUCCACCUGCUCGGGGCAGCGGUCACGCUGGCUGCUGUGCUGCCUUGUCUUGGCUCCUCGUUUCUCUCCCUCCACAGCUUUAGAGACCUGGAGGCAACCCAGGGACUUUCACAUGCUCAGCAGAGGUACCAGGAAAACCCCUGCCACACAGGCCCUGAAUGAAUUGCUAAGUUUCAAAGGAUGUACAAAAGUGUAUCUUGCGUUGAUGUCUGCACUGUAAAGUUCUAAUUUAUCACUGUAUAAUAAGACCUUGCUAUUUAAUUUUUGUAUCGAAGGAAAAUAAAGUUUUGUUUAUUAA
Jaculus jaculus (lesser Egyptian jerboa) is the source of this 6345-nucleotide messenger RNA. RefSeq names its product frizzled class receptor 4 (gene Fzd4). Gene Ontology annotation, cellular component: plasma membrane. Gene Ontology annotation, molecular function: Wnt receptor activity; Wnt-protein binding. The record is from RefSeq and is a predicted model, not a curated record. The transcript has 2 exons. NCBI's taxonomy places the organism in Eukaryota, Metazoa, Chordata, Mammalia, Rodentia, Dipodidae. The coding region runs from base 3 to 1628 and encodes 541 amino acids. Gene Ontology annotation, biological process: canonical Wnt signaling pathway; non-canonical Wnt signaling pathway; retina vasculature morphogenesis in camera-type eye.